CGGAAAAAAGACAUGCCCCGCCAUCCCCGCCAAUCCCAGUCCAAGAAAAGAGAAGGCUGCUGGGAUUGCCAUCACCUACCUACUAGCUGGCAGCAGAACAGGCUGGCCUGAGCAUCACUUUGACGUCCAGAGUCCAAACAGGCGGCGCCUCCCAUCGCACAAAUGGACAUCACCAGCUUCAUCGUCCAGGGCCGAGACAAGGCUCUGCUGUACGGCGACUUCUCGACAUACCAUGGCCAGCUGUCCAAGCGCCUGCUCAACUCGCGCAAGAAGCUGGGCAUCGUGACCAAGAACCGCGGCAAGUUCCGCAAGCCGGAGCAGGUCACCGCCGAAGAUGUCCAGGCAAACAUUGAACAUGUCCAUCUCCUCCUCCUCACCAGCGAGCGCGCCUGGGCCCAGGCGAUGAGCAUCAAGGCGGCCCAUGCCAACGACCAAAGGGGCGUCGUCGGCCGCGCCCGGUCUCACAUCGUCUCCCGGCUCGAGAAGGCCGCUCGAAGCGCCGAGCAGCUUGUUACCGUUCUAUCGCAGACCGAUGUAUCUGGCGCCAAUGCCACCGACCUUCUCGAGGCGCGGGCUUAUGCAUCCCUCAUCCGAGGCGCCAUGCUAUUCGAGAAGCAGAGCUGGGAACCUUGCCUGCGAAGCUACGCCGUGACGUACGUCGUUUACACCGCCCUUGCUACAGCGACCAAGAGCGAUAUCUUCAAGGACUUGCUGUCCGAGACCGUCGAGCCGUCAAUUCGUUUCGCUGCCUACCAGCUCAAGACGCCCCGAACGGUUUCCGUCGCUACUCUGGCAAAGAAGGCCUUCCCACAGUCGGAUGAGGCAUUGGUUCAAGAAAUCAACCGGAUCGAUGCGUCCAUUCUUGCCGAGGCAAGCACGGGCGCUGGAGACGGCAUUGCGGUCGGGGACACUGCCCCUCAGACCCUCACUUGGCGAGCCCACGAAGUCCAGAUCGAAGAUGCCCAGAUAGCCACUUCUUGGACGGUUGUCGGUGAGGCUAAGGAGCGGCUCUCCCAGACCAUUGCCAAUUCCCAGGACAAGAGGCCGCAUGAGGUGGCUGCUGCCUAUGAUGAGAUCCUGUUGACCACCCAGGAUGCGGUUGAUGCCACAAAAAAGGCCAUUGACGAGCUUAAAGGCGACGGUGUUGCUCAAAGUGAUCCCAGGAUGCAGCGGCUGCAGAUUACUCGCACUGCCGUUAACUACGAGAUGAUUAGCUGGAGAAUCGGUCGAAACCGGGUUCUUACAGGCCCCCACGAUGGUGCUACGGAGGAGUACGGCUCAUCAAGAAGGGGCAAGAAGAAGGAUGCGGCCUCUGCCGAAGCAAGAAAAGAAAGGGAAUUGCCCUCUGGAAAGAAGCUUGUAAAGCUCAAGGAGAAGGCUGCGCUGUACGAUGGUAUCCUCCAGAACUUGGAGUCCAUCAAGGAGCUUCCCGGAGUUGCCGCCGAUGAGGAACUUGCCGCCCGGAUCGAAUCUUACGAGAAUUACUUUGUUGCGCUCAAGCACCUUGCCAUCGCUCGGUCACACGCCAUCAUCGGCAACUCUGCCAAUGCAUUGGCCCUCAUCAGCCGAGCCCUGGAGCUCAGCCUACAAGCCGUGGAAAAGCUGCCGAACCAGCAGCCCAUUUCCGAUGAGCUCCCCCUGAGCCUCGAUAUCUCCCCUGCCUCCCUUGAAUUCGUUGAACGAGUGAUUGAUGGCGAGCUGCAGCGCCACCGCGCCAUUGUCCACGUCGACAACUUGCGCAAGAGGCAGUCCGAGGCUGUCGAAUACGAAAGCGACCUUCCCCUCGUGGAGAAGCUGCAAGAGUAUCCUGUCGGUGGGGCUGAUCUCAACCGCAUCGUGGAAUUCCCCCCGCGAGAGGCAGUGAUCCCCAUCAAGCCCAUCUUCCUCGAUGUGGCCUGGAACUACAUCCACUACCCCGGCAAGGAGGUUCAGGCGGGCAGCCAUCAGGCGGGCGAGGUUGCCCAUGAGGCCGAGAAACCUGCUCAAAAGGCUAAGAGAAGCUGGUUCGGCUUUGGGAGGUAG
This is a messenger RNA of Trichoderma reesei QM6a, 2022 nucleotides long. RefSeq names its product signal recognition particle, 68 kDa subunit. Lineage: Eukaryota; Fungi; Ascomycota; Sordariomycetes; Hypocreales; Hypocreaceae. Gene Ontology annotation, molecular function: signal recognition particle binding; endoplasmic reticulum signal sequence receptor activity; 7S RNA binding. The record is from RefSeq and is a predicted model, not a curated record. Bases 163 to 2022 code for a protein of 619 amino acids. Gene Ontology annotation, cellular component: signal recognition particle, endoplasmic reticulum targeting. The transcript is spliced from 3 exons. Gene Ontology annotation, biological process: SRP-dependent cotranslational protein targeting to membrane.